Molecule: messenger RNA, 1020 nt
Organism: Fraxinus pennsylvanica
Lineage: Eukaryota; Viridiplantae; Streptophyta; Magnoliopsida; Lamiales; Oleaceae
Source: the annotation of a GenBank genome assembly
AUGGUGUCAGCGUGCCGGAAUCCAGUACCCGGUCAGGAUUUUUGUUACUACAAUUACAUGGAUGGGGAUCCGCUGAAAACGGGUAUGAUGGCGAUGAAUAAUGCUGAUAAUAAUUUGUUCAUACUGGCGGAAAGCGGGAAUGCGGGCCCUGGUGUGGAGGACCCGAAUAAGAAGGUCCGGAAGCCGUAUACUAUAACCAAGUCUAGAGAGAGCUGGACUGAGCAGGAGCACGACAAAUUCCUCGAAGCCCUUCAACUAUUUGAUCGUGACUGGAAAAAGAUUGAAGCAUUUGUGGGGUCAAAGACAGUUAUCCAGAUUCGUAGCCAUGCUCAGAAAUAUUUUCUGAAGGUCCAGAAGAAUGGAAAGAGUGAACAUGUACCUCCGCCACGUCCAAAGAGAAAAGCAGCCCAUCCUUAUCCACAAAAGGCUCCCAAAAAAGUUAUGUCUCAUACUACUGGACCAUUGCAGUCUUCAGCUUCUUUGCUGGAGCCUGGAUAUGUUGCGACGCCAGAUCCAUUGUCGGUACCUGGAAACACAAUUAAUAGGGCUACCUUAUCGCCUUGGAUUUAUAAUAUUGUUCCAGCAGGCAGUAUGUCAGACGUGUCAAGAGAUGACAUGGGAUUAGCCAGUUUAGCUUUGACACAUAAUUAUAGCAGCGACAGUAAUGAAAGCACUUCUCGGCUGAGGCCAAGUAAUGAAUCAAAUCCCCAAGUAAAAGAGGAACAAGGCCUGCCAAUGAAAGCUAUGCCUGAUUUUGCUCAAGUCUACAGCUUUAUUGGUAGUGUCUUUGACCCUAAUGCAAGUGAUCACUUGGAAAGACUAAAGAAGAUGGACCAGAUAAAUGUUGAAACGGCGGUGAUGUUGAUGAAGAAUCUAUCCAUCAAUUUGAUGAGUCCUGAAUUUGAGAAUCAUAGGAGGAUGUUAUUAUCGCACAGUGUUGGCAUCGAGAAAGAAAGGUUUGAUAGCCCUUUGAAAAAUCUUCAAGCUGACAAACUCGGGAAUGCAAUUACAACAGUGUAG